This is a messenger RNA of Geosmithia morbida, 2142 nucleotides long. RefSeq names its product Zinc finger, C3HC4 type (RING finger). Lineage: Eukaryota; Fungi; Ascomycota; Sordariomycetes; Hypocreales; Bionectriaceae. The transcript has a single exon. The coding region runs from base 1 to 2142 and encodes 713 amino acids. Gene Ontology annotation, biological process: positive regulation of transcription by RNA polymerase II. Gene Ontology annotation, molecular function: transcription cis-regulatory region binding; metal ion binding. The record is from RefSeq and is a predicted model, not a curated record.
AUGAACUCUCAGCCAGCCUCGAGGGCUGCUGCGUCUGGUGAUCCGAGGCUUCCUACCAGCGACGACAGCAGGGACGGCUCCUCCCUAGACGACGGCGUUACCCCUUAUCUCAACGGAUCAUCGUCGCCGCUGCCGUCGCAACACUCUGAACCUCGUCCUCCUCCCAUGAUGAAUGCUUCGAAUUCGGCCGUGGGGAAGUCUCUUCCCAUAGCGUCCAACUACCCUCUCAGCACUUCAUCGGGCCCAGUGGUGUCGAGCGCGGACUCGUCACGCCGACCUGCCCAGUCUGGAGCGUCCAACACGAACCCGACACCACGCAGGGGCCAGGCAUCCCGCAAGCAGCACAAGAACCAGCGGAGACCGGGCGCCGGCGGGCAGGGGUCCAAUCUCAAUGUGGACGAGUACGAUGCCCUGGCGGAGUUGCGUGCUGUCCGGAACCCCAGCAGCAGGAGAGGCCAGACAUCCAUCACGCAUCUGCUCAGCUACACGAGUCCGAGACCCUACCAUGAUCACAACAUCUACUCGAGGUCAUAUCGCCGUAACCCCGCCUGGGGCCCGGGAUCCGGUUACCAUGCGUCGGACAAGGCGAGGUACGUGGACGCCAACUACCGCUUCGUCGUCUCGCCCGACGUGUCGUAUGCACAGCAGGCAUCUAACACGGAUAUGCACCUCGACUGGAACAAUGUGCUGCAAGUGAUUGCGUCGUCGACCUCGCAGGUGACGUCAUGCCCAAUUUGCCUAUCAGAGCCGGUGGCGCCGCGCAUGGCCAAGUGUGGCCACAUCUUCUGCCUCCCCUGCAUCAUCAGGUUCAUGAACUCGAGUGCGAGUGAGGAGGACCACGUCAAGCCGGGCAAGGGACCCAAGUGGAAGAAGUGUCCGAUAUGCGAGGAUACAAUCUACCUGCACGACAUCCGACCAGUUCGCUUCUACGCCGGGCAGGAGAGUCCGCUGCCUCGGGCUGGCGACGAUGUGGUGCUGCGGCUCAUGGCUAGGAACGCACAUUCAACGCUGGCACUGCCGCGCGAGGGCGGCUCCGAAGUGCUCAACUCAGGUCACGAUAUUCCAUGGCACUUUGCCGCCAACGUCGUUGACUAUGCCCGCACCAUGAAGGGCACGGGAGACUACAUGGUGGCGCAGCACGACGAGGAGGUGGAGGCCCUCAAGAAGCAGGAGAAGGAGGAUGAGACGCUAUUUGGGCAGGAUAAUGAGUGGACGCAAAAAGCCAUCAAGGCCAUUGCCGCUGCUAAGGAGCGCGUGGCGGGGCUCAUCAAUAUUGAGUCAGCCAUGGCAGCACCGGCAGACCACCCGCCCCGACAGUCGCCUGAGGCCGACUUCUACUUCUACAGCGCCCCUCCGCACCUGUACUUGUCGCCGCUGGACAUCCGCAUACUCAAGACAAAAUACGGCUCAUUCUCGUCAUUCCCCUCCACCCUCCUCCCCCGCGUGGAGCACAUCUCAACGGGGCAUGUCGUCGACGACGCCAUGCGCAAGCGUGCCAAGUACCUAGGUCACCUGCCCCGCGGCUGCGUCGUCAGCUUCCUCGAGUGCGACUGGACGGAAAUUGUGCCCGCCGACACACUCGAGGCGUUCAAGGAGGAUAUCGAGAGACGCCGCAAGCGCAAUAGGGACAAGGAGACUCAGGAGGAGAGGGAGCGUAUCCAGGCGGAGCGUAUCCAGGCAGCCGAGCUGCGCCAGUCGGCGGGUGCUCAGGUUCUGCCCGAUCCCACUGAUGAUUACAGGGUGCCACCGAUGGACAUGUCCGAGUUCCAGCCUCUCAGCCACCCCUCUGGCACCUCACCAUCCGACCCGCGCCCCGGCUUUUCCACGUUGGCAUCCAUGUCCACCAGCCCUUCAAUGGAGAAGACGGUAUGGGGCACCAGGGCUGUUACGGCCACUGGAUCCCCCGAGUCGGUACCAUCCUUCGCGGGCCCCGUCAACGAUGGGUGGCUGGACUCGGACAUAGCUAUGCAGGCUGAGGCCCUGAGUCUGUAUACAGACGGUGGCACAGGCCGCAGCAGCAGCGCACCGGUAGCCGACUCGUCUUCUUCCGGGGCAGCAGGAGGUAAUGGCGGCGGUGGCGGUAAGAAAAAGAAGAAGCAAAAGAUCACAUUGAUGAGCACGGGUGGUCGCAGGGGACUGUGA